AUGACUGGCCUGCGGCCCUGGUACUUUGUUAUCAAGCCGUUCAUGGGAUUUUCCAACGAGAUCACGCGACGAGACAUCCAUGAGACUAUCCAGAGAUACACACCCGAGAAGUACGAUGCUCUGAGUUACAUCCCAGAAGAGCUGUCAAGACCUUGGUUCGAAAACCACGAUGCAAUCAAGGUCCCCAGCACAAUCUUCGACUGCUUCCCGCCCAAGCUGCUAGAUUUCCUCCAUUUUGCGAUCUUCUAUGCAAAGGGCGAUCAAAAGGCUGUACACUCGGCCAUCAACGAAGCAUACAGAGAGCGCUUGAGACGGAUACCAGGAGACACGGUUCUUGAUACCGAACAUGUCUUCCAGGCCGCGGCUAUUGUGACACGGAAACUUGCGGAGGUGAAUUUGGCGCGUGAGGCGCACAGGAAAGGCGAAGAGAAUGUCCUGGCUGCUCUGAAGAAGGUCCUGCCUGCAAAUGUGUCUCACAAGGGGAUGUUGAAAGUCACGCCGGAGGAACUGUAUAUCAUGGUUCAAAAGGCAGUGAGAGACCCUCAACAAGAUGAAGGACUGGAGGGUGAUGGCGUGAUGCAACAUGAUGACGAUCUUCGAGCUUCACUGCUAGACGCUGUCAUUGCUGAUUCUCACAGCCCGUCUCUCCGGAAAUCUGUCCCCGGGUCAACAUGGCCACCUGGAAGCUUCGCUGCCCCUUCUCGUACAACGGGUUAUAGCGUCACAUCGCCUCGAGAGCCACCCCCAUUCCCAGCUGGUAAUCCUGAACAUGCAAAAUACUCCCCUGUCCGUCCUCAAACCUCUCAUUGGCCGCAAAACUCUCUUUCACCUGGCAUCUUACCGAAUGACAUUGCCCCCACUGUCAAGCAGAUCUGCGUGAAGAACACACAUCAGCCUUCCAUGAGCGCCGAAAGCGACGGAAAGCAGCCGUGCAGCCUGGCUUCAUCCUCAGACAUUAUUCCGGAUGCUUCUUCUCGCACUGAUACAGCAGCAAGCAAUGCUGUGACGGAACAUCCGACAUCAAUGAAAGGGCGCAACGGACGGAUAGAAGCAGGAGAUGGCACGGUCAGUAACUCGACAAAGACUGUUGAGGAUGCAAGGACCAAAGCGGCGGCCCCCAGCUCUGCACACGAAGACUCGGAAGCAACACACGCUUCUGCUUCUGAUACCGCAUUGGAGGCCAACGAUACUUCUACUACCGUCCAGACUACCCAUGUGACGAUCAAAGCGACAGAGCACAUCAAAGAUCGGACAAGUACCUCUCAUGCUGAACAUGGCGCCAACGUUCACGAUCAACCAAUCUCACAUUUCAGACGCAACAAUCCCGCCUCGCACCCUGAUGCAGUCAGCGGUACAGCUCCCGCAGAUCUUUCUCCUCUUGGCGUAUCAAGUAUGCCAGAAACAGGAGAACCUGAAUUGACGGACACAGCUGGAGAAAGCGACAGAUCAAUCAGUACCGCUGCUUCCGUUAAGAAGCGGAAGUUUUAUUGA
Molecule: messenger RNA, 1491 nt
Organism: Ramularia collo-cygni
Lineage: Eukaryota; Fungi; Ascomycota; Dothideomycetes; Mycosphaerellales; Mycosphaerellaceae
Exons: 1
Coding region: 1-1491 (496 amino acids)
Source: RefSeq, a predicted model, not a curated record